ACAGGAAGACCAGGGCUUCCGGGAGACAAAGGCGCCAUGGGGAUCCCUGGAAGAACGGGACUAAAGGGGCAACCCGGAGAGAAGGGAACCCCUGGAGAAGCAGGCAUGUCCAUCAUCGGUCCCCGAGGCCCUCCCGGACAGCCUGGAACAAGAGGUUUUCCUGGAUUUCCGGGCCCAAUUGGUUUGGAUGGCAAACCUGGCCAUCCUGGACAGAAGGGGGAGAUGGGUGUUGCUGGUCCCAAGGGACAGCCGGGACCUCCAGGACAAAAAGGAGAAAAGGGCCAGUGUGGAGACUACCCACACAGGGAAUACCUAAGUACAACACUCGCAGCCCUGCGCUCUAAUCAGAUCCUUACACUAAAGGGUGAACAAGGACAGGCGGGGAUUCAAGGUCCACCAGGGCCACCUGGUCCACCAGGGCCAACUGGACCAUCUGGACCAGCAGGAAAUCCAGGACAACCUGGCCCAGUUGGGCCACCAGGCAAAGCAGGGGAGCCUGGAAAGGCAGGCAAGGAUGGAAAGGGUUUACCUGGACCCCCUGGACCAAAGGGAGACCCUGGAAUUCAAGGAUACCAUGGGAGGAAGGGUGAGGUGGGUGAGGCUGGCCUACCAGGUGCACCUGGCCUUCCUGGACCUUUUGGCCCCAAGGGUGAAAAGGGGGACACUGGCAUGAAGGGGGAGAGGGGCAUGCCAGGGCUGCCAGGAAAACAUGGAGCUAAGGGGGUUCCUGGAAUGGCUACUGCAGGGAUGAAGGGAGAACCUGGAGUUGCAGGGAUGAUGGGCCCCCCAGGUUUGCCAGGGAAAAGGGGACAGAGGGGGGAGAAGGGAAGAGCUGGUGAUCCUGGACUUCCUGGAUUCCUAGGACAGAAGGGAGAGAAGGGAGAUGCUGGCAAUUCACUCGGGGGAGGUAAAGGGGAACCCGGACCCCCGGGACUACCUGGGCCUCCAGGACCAAAGGGGGAAGCUGGUGACAUUGGCCAGACUGGCAUUGCAGGACCGCAGGGGAAAAAGGGAGAACCUGGAGCACCUGGAGAACAGGGGCCUGUUGGUCCAAGGGGUCCCAAAGGGGAGCCAGGAAAGGAUGAAAUUGUGGAUUAUGAUGGUAACAUCAACGAAGCUCUACAGGAAAUACGAACGUUGGCCCUGAUGGGACCUCCUGGACUUCCAGGAGUAGCUGGGACCCCAGGGCAACCAGGACAGAAGGGUGAAAUUGGUUUGCCGGGUCCUCCUGGACACGAUGGAGAGAAGGGGCCACGAGGUAAAUCAGGAGAGGUGGGGCCUCCUGGUCCCCAAGGGCCCCCAGGAAAGGAGGGACCUCCAGGAGCGAAGGGAGAGACUGGACUUACGGGGACCCCAGGAGCAAAGGGGGAAAAGGGGGAGGCAGGAGAAGCUGGCUCUCCGGGAGAGAAAGGAGAACCUGGUGAGGAUGGGGAAAAAGGAGACGCAGGGGAUUCAGUAUCGGGGCCACCCGGGCCCCAAGGCCCACCAGGUGCUGCAGGUCUUCAAGGCCUUCCAGGACCGAAGGGGGAAGCGGGGAUUGAUGGAAUGAAAGGAGAGAAGGGUGUCGAGGGUGAGAAAGGAGACCGAGGUCCACUGGGAUUGCCCGGUGCUUCAGGUUUAGACGGCAGGCCUGGACCACCGGGUACUCCAGGACCAAUUGGAGCUCCAGGACCAGCAGGACCAAAAGGGGAAAGGGGCAGUAAAGGAGACCCUGGAAAUGCAGGACCAAAGGGGCCAGCUGGGCUUCCUGGUUUACAAGGCCCAUCUGGUGACAAAGGAAACCGGGGGGAGAGGGGCAAGAAAGGCUCUAGAGGGCCUAAAGGGGAUAAGGGAGACCAAGGAGCGCCUGGAUUAGAUGCACCCUGUCCAUUGGGGGAAGAUGGCUUGCCAGUUCAGGGCUGCUGGAAUAAGUGAUGGUUCUAACCAUGGACUGGCCUGUGUGUGUUUUGUACAUAGAAUAUUUAUUUUUAUACAAUGUUCUUUUCUGAAAUGCCAAGAAGUUAUACAUUUUACAAAUUAUCAAAAGCUGCAUAUAUUUUGUACAGAAAAUACUAAAUUUCCCUUUUUCUGUUUGUCAAUACUUUAUAUAAUUCUGUGUCUAUAUUAUGCUUAUAUUGUUACGGAGUCCAGCUGUAAUAUUUGCAUGAUAUUUGUGCACACUUGAUGAGUAUUGGAACUUAAUAAAUUAUUGCAUUCAGGUGCCAAAAGGAA
Messenger RNA from Caretta caretta (loggerhead turtle), 2211 nucleotides. It is a transcript of the gene COL13A1, whose product is annotated as collagen type XIII alpha 1 chain. Lineage: Eukaryota; Metazoa; Chordata; Testudines; Cheloniidae. The record is from RefSeq and is a predicted model, not a curated record.